GUGAGCGUGGUGGCGAUGAGGCUGAACCUCACGUCGGGCCUCCUUCCGUCGCUGGGCGUCCCCGCGGGGCUCCUGGGCUUCUUCCUGGCGAGGGUGUGGAUCCGGGCGCUGGACGUGGUGGGGGUGUCGCACCUGCCCUUCACCCGCCAGGAGAACACCCUCAUCCAGAUCGCCGUCGUCUCCUGCUCCACCAUCGCCUUCAGCGGUGGAUUUGGGACGUACAUACUUGGGAUGAGCGGCAAGUCGGCCAACGAGGGGCACAUCGGCAGUCAUGGGAGGAACGUGGAGGAGCCCAACAUAGGGCGGGUCAUCGCCUUCCUCUUCCUCGUCAACUUCUCCGGGCUGUUUAUCAUCGUGCCCCUCAGGAAGAUGAUGAUCAUCCGCCACCGGCUCACGUUCCCCAGCGGCACCGCCACCGCUCACCUCAUCAACAGCUUCCAUACCCCACAUGGAGCCAAGCAAGCAAGGCUGCAGGUGGUGACGCUGUUCAAGUCCCUCGGUGCAACAGUGCUGUGGCCUAUUUUCCAGUGGUUCUUCGCCGGAGGGAAGAACUGUGGUUUCCAGAUCUUCCCCACGUUUGGCAUGGCGGCAUAUCGCCGCGGGUUCUACUUCGACUUCUCGACGACCAACGUCGGCAUCGGCAUGAUCUGCCCGCCGAUGAUCACUGCCUCGAUGCUCGCCGGCUCCAUCGUGUCGUGGGGCAUCCUGUGGCCGUACAUCGAGACGAAGGCCGGGAGGUGGUUCCCGGAGAACCUCGACGCCAACGACCUCGGCGGCAUCAUGGGCUACCGGGUGUUCGUCGGCGUGUCCAUGAUCCUCGCUGACGGCCUCUUCACCAUCCUCUCCGCGCUGGUCAGGACUGCCUGCGCCAUGCGCAAGCGCCGCCGCGGAGCUUCCACGGUGACGGCGGCGGUGCCGCCGUUCCAGUGCCUCAGCGCCACGGAGCGGACCAUGCAGAGCUUCGACGACCGCCGGCGGGCGCAGGUGUUCCUUCGCGACAGUUUCCCCACCUGGGUCGCCGUCGCGUCGUACGCCGCCCUGGCCGCGCUCUCCGUCGUCGCCGUGCCGCUCCUGUACCCGCAGCUCGGGCACCGCCACGUCGCGGCGGCCUACGUCGCCGCGCCGGUGUUCGCGUUCUGCAACGCGUACGGCGUGGGCGUCACCGACAUGAACCUCUCGGCGACGUACGGCAAGAUCGCCAUGAUGGUGUUCAGCUCCUGGGUCGGGAUGGACGGCGGCGGCGUCGUGGCGGGGCUCGCCGCGUGCGGGAUCAUCGUCAGCGCCGUCUCCGGCUCGUCCGAUUUCAUGCAGGACUUCAAGACGGGGUACCUGACGCUCACCUCCCCUCGCGCCAUGCUCGUCGGCCAGGUCGCCGGCACGGCGCUCGGCUGCGUCGUCAACCCGGCCAUCUUCUGGGUCUUCUACAAGGUGUACAACAUGGGCGGCGGCGGCGGUGACGGCGCCGACGUCGCACCGUACGCGAGGGCGUACCGCGGCAUAGCCGUGCUCAGCGUCGGCCGGCACGGGCUGCCGGACCACAGCGUCCUCCUCUGCAAGCUCUUCUUCGCGAUGGCACUCGCCCUGAGCGCGGCGAGGGAGGUGGCGGAGCGGAGGAGGUGGCGCGCGCUGCGGUACAUCCCGAGCACGAUCGGCGUGGCCGUGGCGUUCUUCGUGCCACCGAGGAUACCUGUGGGCAUGGCCGUGGGGUGCCUGGCGCUGCACGUGUGGAGGAGGCACGUCGACGCCGGCGGCGCGCGGCUGCUGUUGCCGGCGGUGGCGUCGGGGCUCAUCUGCGGCGACGGGCUCGGGUCGCUAGCGUCGUCGAUGCUGACGCUGCUCAGGGCGCGGCCGCCGAUCUGCAUUAAGUUCGUGUCUCGCUUCGAGAACCAGAAGCUGGAUGCUUUCCUCGCAACACGGCAUGCUUAAUUAGUCCUAGACUUGUACUUCCUCCGUAUUGACGCCG
Messenger RNA from Oryza sativa Japonica Group (Japanese rice), 1963 nucleotides. The record is from RefSeq and is a predicted model, not a curated record. NCBI's taxonomy places the organism in Eukaryota, Viridiplantae, Streptophyta, Magnoliopsida, Poales, Poaceae.